This is a messenger RNA of Lethenteron reissneri (Far Eastern brook lamprey), 626 nucleotides long. Its product is annotated as pleckstrin homology domain-containing family A member 6-like. NCBI's taxonomy places the organism in Eukaryota, Metazoa, Chordata, Hyperoartia, Petromyzontiformes, Petromyzontidae. The record is from RefSeq and is a predicted model, not a curated record.
CCGUGGACGUCUCGCAGCUCAUGAAGGUGAGCCAGCGCAAGGACGACCUGGACAUCGCCGAGUUGGAGCGCGCCGUGCAGGACGCGUCGGCGCCCGAGACGCCGGCGCAGGAGAUCGCGCGGCUCCGCACCGCCGGCACGGAGCUCGACGGCAGCUACGACCCGGGGUCAGAGGUGUCCCCCCCUCGUCACCACGUGAUGGUGCCCGAGCGCUACGUGGACGAGGACCCCGAGGAGCCGCUGAGCCCCCUGGAAAUGGAGGCGCGGCAGAAGAACGUGGAGCGGAUCAAGGCGAUGCUCGCCAAGUCCAGCGUGCAGAACGUGGCGCCGCUGCCGUCGCCGGCGAGCCGCGAGGUGGCGCAGGGCAAGGUGGAGGCGCACGUGCAGGAGCAGGAGGCAUCAUCAGCAUGUCGUGCGCCCUCGCCGCGGAGGCGUGCCAGCGGAGCAAGGCCGUGGCCGGUACGGCACCACCGCCGCCGCGGGCAGCACGGCCACGCAUCGGCAGAACUCGGCGCGCGGUAUUCCGUGGGUCACCUUCACCGGGGUUUCGCGCCUCGCCGUUUGUUCACCGGGUCGCUGGUAAAAUGCAGUGGGCGGCACUGGACAGAGGUCGCAAACGGGUUUUGA